Molecule: messenger RNA, 1564 nt
Organism: Anolis carolinensis (green anole)
Lineage: Eukaryota; Metazoa; Chordata; Lepidosauria; Squamata; Anolidae
Gene: tmed4
Product: transmembrane p24 trafficking protein 4
Exons: 5
Coding region: 68-757 (229 amino acids)
Biological process (GO): endoplasmic reticulum to Golgi vesicle-mediated transport; positive regulation of canonical NF-kappaB signal transduction; intracellular protein transport
Cellular component (GO): endoplasmic reticulum; Golgi apparatus; endoplasmic reticulum-Golgi intermediate compartment
Source: RefSeq, a predicted model, not a curated record
UUUUUUUCCCCCACAGCUCCCCGGCUGCGCAUGCGCGGCGGCUGAGGCGAAGGAGGCGGCGUCGUCCAUGGCGGGCUGCGGCGAGGCCUGUGCGGCCUGGCGGGUGCUCCGGGCGGCGGUGCUGGUGUUGCUGCUUCCGCCAGGCCGCGGGGUGCUGGGGCUCUACUUCCACAUCGGCGAGACCGAGAAGCGGUGCUUCAUCGAGGAGAUACCGGACGAGACCAUGGUCAUUGGCAACUACCGGACGCAGCUAUGGGACAAGCAGGCCGAGGCCUUCCUGCCCUCGACGCCCGGCUUGGGCAUGUUCGUGGAGGUCAAGGACCCGGAUGGGAAGGUGGUCCUCUCGCGGCAGUAUGGCUCGGAGGGGCGCUUCACCUUCACCUCCCACACGCCUGGGGAGCACCAGCUCUGCCUCCACUCCAACUCCACGCGGCUGGCCCUCUUCGCAGGCGGCACUCUGCGCGUCCACCUAGAUCUGCAGGUCGGGGAGCACGCCAACAACUACCCGGAGAUUGCGGCUAAGGACAAGUUGACGGAGCUGCAGCUGAGGGCCAGGCAGCUCCUGGACCAAGUGGAGCAGAUCCAGAAGGAGCAGAACUACCAAAGGUACCGGGAGGAGCGUUUCCGCAUGACCAGCGAGAGCACCAACCAGCGGGUGCUGUGGUGGUCCAUCGCCCAGACGGUCAUCCUCAUCCUGACGGGCAUCUGGCAGAUGAGGCACCUCAAGAGCUUCUUCGAGGCCAAGAAGUUGGUUUAGGUCCUCAGGCGGUACACAGCCCCUCCAUCUCUGGCUACUAUGGCACGCGUCGUCAUUCUUCCGGACUUCCUAGAGCACUGGACUGAGAUGGAGGGCCAAGACAGACUGCCCUUGGCUGAGCCACACUUGCCCCCUUUGCAAAGCCCACCACUCGCCCCUGGCUGCCCUUUUCAGGCCUGGACCCGGGCUCAGGAAGCUGAAAUCCAGGGAAAGCAGGACAACGGAAGGAGGAGGCUUCUCUCUUGGGCGUGUAGAGGCCUCUCUUCUCCCUUUGCACUGUCGCCCGAUGGCUGAGAUGACCCCGAGUGCCCCUCUCCUGCAGGCUUUGUGUGACUGUGCUUCCAAAUGGGACAAAGUGCAACAUUUGUGCAACGUUUGGGAGGGUAGCAUAGGGCACAGUGCAUUUGUGGACAUCCUUGUCUUUGCAGGGGUCGCAUAUCUCUUUAAGAGAAGAGGAACAACUCUCCGCACCAGUGACUAGGCCACCCUCACCAUUUAAGAAUCAAUAGGAGACCGUUGCAGAGUCUUACUAUUUUGUUCUCCUCCUGAUGCUGUCUGGUUCACCCAGUAGCUCUUGCGCUCCUUGGGGCUCAGAGGGUCAGGAAGAAAGGAUUGGGGCCCCUCCUGUUUCUGCUUGGAUUGGGCCAGAGCUGGACCUUGACACCCUGAAAUGGGGGAGAGGGAGCGCUCGAGUCUUGUUCCUUCCUGUCUCCGUCUCCCACCGCUUUGGUCCCAGUUCAGUAGGGUACGUUCUUACUAGUGUCCCUUGCUACGGUUUUUGGAGUGAAAUAAACGUUUUUCUGCAAA